This is a messenger RNA of Lachancea thermotolerans CBS 6340, 1242 nucleotides long. It is a transcript of the gene PDA1, whose product is annotated as pyruvate dehydrogenase (acetyl-transferring) subunit E1 alpha. Gene Ontology annotation, cellular component: intracellular membrane-bounded organelle. Gene Ontology annotation, biological process: pyruvate decarboxylation to acetyl-CoA. Gene Ontology annotation, molecular function: pyruvate dehydrogenase (acetyl-transferring) activity. The coding region runs from base 1 to 1242 and encodes 413 amino acids. The transcript has a single exon. Lineage: Eukaryota; Fungi; Ascomycota; Saccharomycetes; Saccharomycetales; Saccharomycetaceae. The record is from RefSeq and is a predicted model, not a curated record.
AUGAUUAGAGCGUGCGUGAAGAACACAGCGGCGCUGAGAAAUGCAUCUGCACUGAGAAGCCUCAAGCCAGCCGGCGGCUCUGUGGUUAUGAAGCGGGGCCUUGCGAGUGCAAGUGAAGCUCCAGCUGACGAAGCCGUCGAGAUCACACUUCCAGAGUCAUCUUUCGAGGGCUACAUGCUGGAGGUGCCCGAUUUGACGUACACAACGAGCAAGUCGGUGUUGCUCCAGAUGUACAAGGACAUGGUGAUCACAAGACGUAUGGAAAUGGCUUGCGAUGCCCUUUACAAGGCCAAGAAGAUCCGUGGGUUCUGUCAUUUGACUGUGGGCCAAGAGGCCAUUGCUGUGGGCAUUGAGAACGCGAUCACUAAGAAGGACACUGUGAUCACUUCGUACAGAUGCCACAGUUUCACGUACAUGAGAGGCGCUUCUGUGCAGGCCGUGCUCGCCGAGCUGAUGGGCCGCAGAUCAGGUGUCUCUUACGGUAAGGGUGGUUCUAUGCACCUGUACGCCCCCGGCUUCUACGGUGGUAACGGUAUCGUCGGUGCUCAGGUUCCCCUGGGCGCGGGUCUCGCGUUCGCCCACCAGUACAAGAACGAAGAUGCUUGCACUUUCGACUUGUACGGUGACGGCGCUUCAAACCAAGGCCAAGUGUUCGAGUCUUUCAACAUGGCCAAGCUGUACAACCUUCCAUGUGUUUUUGCUUGUGAGAACAACAAAUACGGUAUGGGUACUGCGGCCUCAAGGUCCUCUGCUAUGACCGAGUACUUCAAGCGUGGCCAGUACAUUCCUGGUUUGAAGGUUAACGGUAUGGAUAUCUUGGCUGUGUACCAGGCUUCGAAGUUCGCCAAGGACUGGUGUGUUUCUGGCAAGGGCCCACUGGUCCUGGAGUACGAGACCUACAGAUACGGUGGACAUUCCAUGUCUGAUCCUGGUACCACCUACAGAACCAGAGACGAGAUUCAGCACAUGAGAUCCAAGAAUGACCCUAUCGCCGGCUUGAAAAUGUACCUCAUGGAGUUGAAUAUUGCCACCGAGGAAGAGAUCAAGGCCUACGACAAGGCUGCUAGGAAGUACGUCGACGAACAGGUUGAGUUGGCGGACGCCUCUCCAGCCCCAGAAGCCAAGAUGUCUAUCUUGUUCGAGGACGUUUACAUUCCAGGUACGGAAACCCCAACUUUGAGAGGUAGAGUCCCUGAGGAUACCUGGGACUUCCAGAAGAAGGGUUUUGCUUUUAGAGACUAA